AUGACCGAUGCUGUUGAGGAAAAGCACCGCCGUGGAAUCAGACUGCUGUCAUUCAAUUGCUGGGGCUUGAAAUACGUCUCCAAACACCGCGCCAUCCGCCUUCGGACAAUCGCCUCAAUCCUCUCAACCACCUCAUACGACAUCAUUCUCCUUCAAGAAAUCUGGGUCGAAUCUGACUUCAAGCACCUCGCGCAAACAUGCUCCUCCACAUUCCCACACGCAAAGUUCUAUAAUUCUGGUGUCCUGGGUGGUGGGCUAGUGGUUUUGUCGAAAUGGCCAAUCGAGGAGACGCAUAUGCAUCCGUAUAAACUCAAUGGACGGCCUACGGCUUUUUUCCGGGGGGAUUGGUAUGUUGGGAAGGGGAUUGCUAGUGCUAUUAUCCGUCAUCCCACUGGGAAGAAGAUCGAGGUGUUCAACACCCACUUGCACGCCCCCUAUGGCGAAAAAACCGAUUCCUACAUGGCCCACCGCACCUCCCAAGCCUGGGAAUUCGCCCGCCUCGCCCGCGCCUCCAUCGCACAAUCCCACAUCCUCCUCUGCGCCGGCGACUUCAACUCCGUCCCCGGUUCCCUCGCUCACCGCAUCCUCCGGACAUAUGGUUUAAUGGCUGAUGCAUGGAUCAGCGCACACGGCGAGGAACGGGGAGGAACGGGAAAAGAUGACAUGACGGGCGUGGAGAAGAUCGAGGUCGUGGGUGCGACGUGUGAUUCCAACUUGAAUACUUGGAGGAAGAACUUACCGGGGGAUAGGCAGGAUCCGGAUGCGAGGAGGUUGGAUUAUGUCUUCCAUGACCCGCGGACAACUGAGGUCACGAACGCUAAAGUUACCAUGCUCGACCGUAUCACAGUACAAGAGAAGGGGCAGGAGGUGAGUAUAUCGCUUUCGGACCACUUCGCCAUCGAAGUCGACCUCGUCAUGCGCGAGGAAUCAAAGCUCGUACCGGAGUUUUACUUGGAUGUCGGGACUUUGGAUGGAAUCCACGACGUGACGACUGCCUACACUUCCCUCUCCUCCACCCACUCACGCCUCCGCAUCCUCCACUUCUUCCUCACCCUCCCUCUCCUCCUCGUCCUCCACAUCAUCCCCUUCUACAUUCAAAACAAAUGGGGAGUCUGUGCGGUGAUGUUCGUGGCGUGGGUCGCGGCGGUCGUGGGGGUCGUUGACGGCUUAAUCGGGUUUUUGUUCGGGUGGUGGGAGUGGGCCAGCCUAACCGAAUUCGACGACCAAGUCCGCCGGCAACGACGCCUUAUCGCCCAUAUAACCGGUCGCGCAACACCAACCACAUACCCCCCCUCCAUCUCCCUCUCCUCCCCCGACAACGACGAGAAAGAAAUGGAAGUUCUGGAAGCCGCAUUCAGCCCCGAAGAAAAACAGGCACGAAAAGAAAUGAGAAGAAGGAAUACGAAUACGAUUUCGAACGCGCUUAUCGAUACAGGGGCGGAGGAUAAUGUUGUGGAUAAGGUUGUGCAGAGGGUUACGCAGGCGAUUCCGAUGAUUAGGAGGGCGACGUUGGGGGAGGCGGAUAUGAGGGCUGGGAAUGCUGUGCUACCCAAAGCUGAGGAGAGCCGGGAGGGUGCGGAGAGUUUGGUGGGGGGGGAUCCAGCUCAAGACUCUGAGAAGCACGAGGUUGAAGUGGAGGAGGAGGAGGAAGAGGAGGUGGGGCCGAGCAUUGAGGAGAAGGGUGGGGAUGAUUACUUUGGGGUCGCAGCGGGAGACGUUGAUAAGGAAAAGAAGAAGGCUACACCAAGCAUCACGCUGGGUCCAGUCGAGACCAACUGA
Molecule: messenger RNA, 1779 nt
Organism: Saitoella complicata NRRL Y-17804
Lineage: Eukaryota; Fungi; Ascomycota; Saitoellomycetes; Saitoellales; Saitoellaceae
Product: DNase I-like protein
Exons: 3
Coding region: 1-1779 (592 amino acids)
Cellular component (GO): cytoplasm
Molecular function (GO): sphingomyelin phosphodiesterase activity
Source: RefSeq, a predicted model, not a curated record